CAACUAUGGAUUAUCGGUUCACAGACGAUGAACGUGAACAAGAAGACAUUCCCGAAGUUAACUUAGUGAUAUCAGUACAACCGUACAUGUACGAGCCUGUAGUUCAGAGGAUUACGGGUUCUGAAUCGCAUGAACUUGAUGUCAAUGAUGAAGAAUCCAACAGUUCUACAUCCGAUGGUGAAGAUGGAAGUGAAGAAAUAAAUCUGUCAACAGCCUGGCGGCUUCAAAAUACAUCAUGGUGCAAGUGUGAGAAUUGUUCCUUAAUGCCCACUGUACAAGAGUCCAAGUGCUGCCAAGAGACCAACAUUGUAGAUGGAAAACUUGAGGAGGCUGCCAUCACAUGUAUUACUCACCAUGAGGGAUUUGUGGCGAACUGUCUAAACAUUUAUGUCUUGGAAACAUCGUAUUAUGAAUACCUACAAGAAAAUGGUCCAUUUGAUCCAAACCAAAUGAUUCAUGAAAAUUACAGAUAUUUGGCAUAUAGAAGGUUUACCAGGUGGAUUUACCAUGUACUAGGAAAACACAGAAGAGUUGUUUUGCCAUCAUGUAUUGUUGGCAAAAUAAGGGAACAGUUCCCAGCUGAACAAUAUACAGGCUUUAAAUACCCAAAAUGACUACACAAAUUAUAUAGCUGAUAAUAAAAUCUUUAUCACAUUUA
Messenger RNA from Mytilus californianus (California mussel), 658 nucleotides. Its product is annotated as P2X purinoceptor 7-like. The transcript has 3 exons. The coding region runs from base 6 to 614 and encodes 202 amino acids. Lineage: Eukaryota; Metazoa; Mollusca; Bivalvia; Mytilida; Mytilidae. The record is from RefSeq and is a predicted model, not a curated record.